CCCUGUGUUGCCAAACGUGUGUGUGUCUAGAGAAAACUUCAGCAGAACACUGACAUGGUCAUUUUCUUGGCCAUCUUCUUCAGGUUUAAACGCAUCUCCUGCCCAUUGUACCGGGGUGUGAUUUCCUGCCGGUCUUUUUAUCUGAUCAGCAGACACAGAGGCCACACUCAUCGAGGCCAGGACAGUCUUGGCCGAAGAAAACUCACUAGGCAGAGACGGGAUGCAAAGAUGGCUCUACACCCACAGGCCAGAAGGCCUCAUGGCCGUCACAGAGAUGGAAGUGAGGCACAAGCUGAAGCCACAGCCCAGGAUAUGGGGAGGCUUCCUUCCCCAAGCAAAGUGGGUGCAGCUGUCUGUCCCAUUCAAGGGCUGGGACAUCGGGCUGCUCGAAGACCCCGAAGGGGUAUAGGGACUACAUCUGCCUCAAGGGUUCCUCGCCCUGGUGCCCUUAUGCCUGCAACACGAAACCGUCCAAGAUUCAUCCACUGCCGGGGUCAGCCCCCUCGAACCCGUGUCAGCUCCAAGAGAUCCAAACGGUCCAGGAUCCAUCCAUGCCACACUGAGGUGCCAGGCUGGACCCAUGAGAAACGGAUGGGGAGCAGCGUCGAGGAAGGGCUCCGGCCUGAGCUAAGUCAGCUGGACCAAGAUGCAGACGACCUGGAGGAAGAAGAAGCUGCCAGACUCCCAGUGACUUCCCUGGACGGGGAAGUCCUCCUGAUGGAAGGAGACAAGCAGCCCAGUCCCGGUCAGGGCCCUUUCUUCUACAUCGGAGGCACCAACGGAGCAUCAAUAAUCAGCAACUACUGUGAGAGCAAGGGCUGGCAACGCAUUCAGGACAGCCACUGUGAGGACUACAAGCUAAAGUGGUGUGAAAUCAAGUGCAGGGACAACUACUGCAGCUUUCGGGAAGGCCAGCAGUUGCUGUUCCAACUCCCCAACAACAAGCUGCUUACGACCAAGAUCGGGUUGCUCAGUGCUCUGCGGGAGCACGCACGCACUUUGAGCAAAGCCAGGAUGCUGCCCAGUACCCAAACCAAGGUCCUGAAAAUGGAAGAGUUUUUUCCAGAGACCUAUCGGCUGGACAUUAGAGAUGAGAGGCAGGCUUUCUUCGCUCUAUUUGAUGAAACCCAGAUGUGGAUCUGCAAACCUACGGCCUCCAACCAGGGAAAGGGCAUCUUUCUGAUCAGGAGCCAGGAGGAGGCUGCUGCCCUGCAGGCCAAGACCCAGAGCAUUGAGGAUGACCCCAUCUACCGCAAGAUGCCCUUCCGUGCACCACAGGCGCGAGUGGUGCAGAGAUAUGUCCAGAACCCGCUGCUGCUAGAUGGGAAGAAGUUUGAUGUGCGCUCCUACAUGCUCAUUGCCUGUGCCAUGCCCUACAUGGUCUUUUUUGGCCAUGGCUAUGCCCGCCUCACCCUCAGCCUGUAUAACCCUCAUUCCAGUGACCUCAGUGGUCAUUUGACCAAUCAGUUCAUGCAGAAGAAGAGUCCCCUGUACAUGCUGCUGAAAGAGAGCACUGUGUGGAGCAUGGAGCACCUCAACCGAUACAUCAAUGACAAAUUUAGGAAGACCAAGGGCCUCCCCAGAGAUUGGGUCUUCACCACCUUCACGAAGCGGAUGCAGCAGAUCAUGUCCCACUGCUUCCUGGCUGUCAAGUCCAAGCUGGAAUGCAAGCUGGGCUACUUUGACCUCAUUGGCUGUGACUUCCUGAUUGAUGAAAACUUCAAGGUGUGGCUGCUGGAGAUGAACGCCAACCCUGCCCUACAUACCAAUUGUGAAGUCCUGAAGGCAGUGAUCCCUGGAGUGGUUAUGGAGACCUUGGACCUGGCGCUUGAGACCUGCCAAAAGAGCUUGCACAGUCAGAAGAUGCUGCCUCUGCUGUCACAGCGUCGCUUUGUGCUCCUUUACAACGGCGAGACUACGGACUUGUGGCCGCGCUUGGGGAGCUCGCGUCCACUUAACCGCUUGCCUAACUCUAACCCUAACCCUAACCCUAACCCUAACCCUAACCCUAACCCUAACCCCAACCCUAACCCUCCCCGGCCCACCUGUGAAGUCGCAUCCUCUGCGCUUUCCUCAGCACGUGCCGCUAUCUCAGAACGGCCUGGUGCACGAAAGUUGAUGCCUUCCAGGGGAGCUCCCAUAUGCAUCCCCCGCAAAUCGAGGCUGUCUGACUCGAGCAGUAGCUCCAUAGUGGAGUCUGAGCCCUCUCUCUGUUCUGGGUCCCCGGAAGGCAGCAGGGACACAGCCAGGGAACCCUCCCUGGGUCCGCCCGAGGAAGAGCGCGAGGAGGAACAGAGAAGCACGAGCCAUCGAGGCUCCUAGCAGCCACAGCAUCCAGCGGCCCUGCACCUUGCUGUGCCCUCUCCGGGACCUAUAAAAGCUACUUUGUGACAAACGCAACCUCUAGAAGCCCGUCCCAUCUGGGCGCCCCCAAGCCCUUCUGUCCCUGCUUCUCUAUUUGCUCCUUGGUUGUCCUUAGAGGAGGAAGAGGGAAGCAUGCAGAAUGGGAAUGAGUCCUUCAGGAAGGGAAAAUCCCCACUGACCUCUUUUUCCUUCUCUGGGGCAGCCCAGCAAAUCCUGGGUCCCCAUGUGUGGCUCUGUUGUUACUCAUUCUGUAUGAUCCUCCUGAAACUCCAUGGCCUUCAUGACCUCUGCAACCUGGCACUGGGACCCACCCACUGUUCCAUGGAGUCCCUAGGAAAGGUCUUGGAUACCCAUGGAACUCUGGAAGCCCCACCUUACCCCAUUACUAUUCUAGUUCAUCCUUACCCUGCCCAACACCUUUCUUCUGGCCUUUCAGACACUUUGUGGACUACUAUCUAUAGCCAAAGCCCCCAUUUCCCUAUAAAUGCCCUGGAACCUGUCAGGCAUUAGAGGCACAAAGGAGUUGGCCGUGACAGGGCAGUUCCCAGGAAUGACGACUCUUAUUAGCGAUUAGUGCAUUCUCCAAUGUUCGUGCUCCCAGUUAGCAUGGGGUUUGAAAGGAGAACACUGACCGUCUCAAAUCUCUGAGGUGUCCACAACUUAUACCAAAGCAGCCAGGACACUGCCUGUAAGUCCAUCCAGCCAAACCCUGUCCUACAAAACUCCAAAGAGGACCACCCACAGAUUUCCAGAAGGUCCUUCCCAGCUUGAAUCCUCUCUUGCAUAUCCAAGGUGGCAGAUGCCUCUUCCCAACCCUUCUGACCUUUAGUGCCAGACUAGUCCCUGUUCUUUUAUUUAUUUU
Molecule: messenger RNA, 3226 nt
Organism: Mus caroli (Ryukyu mouse)
Lineage: Eukaryota; Metazoa; Chordata; Mammalia; Rodentia; Muridae
Gene: Ttll10
Product: tubulin tyrosine ligase like 10
Biological process (GO): protein polyglycylation
Molecular function (GO): protein-glycine ligase activity, elongating
Source: RefSeq, a predicted model, not a curated record